AUGCAAGGAUGCGGCUUGGAACCUGUCUGCAAACUGCGGGCAAACGACGGUAAACUUGCGCUAGGAUUCUUCAAGUCUGCUAUCCAACUCUCUGAAACAGUACUUGUCGCAGCAAGCUGCAAUCCUCUUGAGUGUUGCUUGCGUCGGCAGGUGGAUCACUGGACGCUAAUCUGGCUUGCCUAUGUUGCCUUGCCAGCAUGCUUUGUGUGGACAUCUGUGCGAUCCAUUUGCUACGGCUCUCACCGUCUCGCCUUUGCUUCGGCCGUCCUUUCGCUACCUCCGUUCUGGUACGCGAUAUACAUCUCGGGUCGGUUGAUUCACAUAGACUCUGUCAGUUUCUCCGCGGACCUGCUGAUGGCUCGUAUCGGAGUGUUAGGAGUCACAGUUGUGGCGACAUUGAGUGGCUUCGGUGCCGUGAACUUUCCCUUCCAAAGCAUGCACUCGUUCCUUCGACCUGUCACACAGCAGCAGGUCGCGGAUGUUGAGCAGCGCUUGUUAAGGACCAUGAGGUUGAUCUCGGCAAGAAAGCGGCAGGAGCUGACCUUAAAGCAGGAGGAGAGCCGACUGAGCGCCAGGGAGGAACCACUCUCCAUUGUUGGGCGCGUGGCCCAACUGGUUCAAAGGCCUUUGCUCUCACUGGAGGCCCUGGGCUUGAAUGUCCGUGGAGGAUCAGCGACGCGAAAGCAGCUGAGCACCGAGAUUCAGGCGCUCGAAGCCUUCAGCCGUGAGUUGUUCGUAGAGCUGGACGAGCUCAUUCAGGCCCGCCUAUGCGAGCUCAAAGCCCGCACUAUGCUUGGCAGGGUCAUGAAUGUUCUGGGGCGGUGCUGUUCUGCCAUAUGCGUGUACAAGAUACUGAUGUCCUCCAUCAAUCUCUUGCUUAGGCGCGGCAGUGCGCAGGCCGAGGAUCCUGCGACCAGGUUGUUAACGAUCCUUCUCUUAAACCUCCGAGUUCCUGUGGACGUCUCCUACUGGGCACCAAUGCUGUCGUUGAUUUUCGACUUGAUCAUUUCGGUGCCUGUGUGGACGUGCAGAAAGACGAAGGAAAGCAUCUGCCAAUUGCUCUUCGAAGACUUCGCGGCGAAGUCUGUUUGCCUGGUUAGUUCAGCAUUUCUGGUUGGCCUUGCAGCCCGGAGUUCGACUGCAUUGGUCGUAGAUAUCGGUGCAACAGGAACGACUGUGACACCAGUCGAAGAUGGCUAUCCGUUGACCGAGUGCAUCGUGCACAGCUCCGUAGGAGGAAACGUGCUGGACAUGGCAAUGUUCCAGCUCCUCCAAGAUGCUGGUGCUGUGCUGCCCGACGGCGUGUCUGGAGCUGAAGCUGGGAAAACAGCGAAAGAACAGUUGGCUUGGGUGGCACAAGACUUUACCCUUGAAUUGCAGAACAUUAGACGAAUGGACGUGCCGAAGCAGCCACCAAAGCCAAGCAUGUGCCACUUCGUGGGCACAGGGGGCAAGCGCUGUGUUUUUCAGGCCAGCCGGGGAGAAGGCUUCAGAUGCGCAGAGUGUUUAUUCGACCCGACCGUUUGUCGUGUGCCUGGUGCUGACUCGAUGCCACAGACACCGCAGACAUUGCCGGAGAUGGUGCUGGCAAGUUUGCGGCUGCAGAGCAACAUCAACGUCCGUGGUCAGCUUCUUCAGAACGUUAUACUCGUUGGAGGCACGUCCAAAUUGCCUGGUCUCCAAGAGCGACUGGCUACCGAGAUCAGGCACUGCAGCCGCUGGGUGGCGCCGGGCCAAAGUCAAGAAAUCGUCAAGGUUUGCGCGCCAGAACCUGGAUCGAUUCAAGCAUGGAUUGGUGGAUCGCUGUUGGCACAGUGCGAAGUGAUCAAAGAUCUAGUCGUCAGCCGAGAAGCAUACCAACGCAAGUACAUUCCCUCUUCAUCUGAAGGCAAUGUUAGCCAAAAAGAUGGGGCAUUGCCAGUUUGCGUCGGCUACCUCGCGUUUGCGAACACCCGCCAAUUUAUCCAGCGACUCCUCGCAAUCUUUCGCAUGGUGUCUACAUCCGUGACAUCAAACUCACUCGCGCUGCUAUUGUCUGAGGUCAUGGCCAUGUACUUUGCAGCUUGCGUUAUUCUCACCCUGAGGUUCGUGCCUAAGCGCGAUCGUGCAGAUCUGCUAAUGAUGGUGGGCGAAGUGGACCUGUCUUACGUCCACCUUCACUUUGAUUAUGUCUUUCUGUUGUCGUCCCUCUGCUCUCUGGCGGUCUUCGGUCUCAGUUAUUGGCUGAAGGGACCUGCCGCAGACUCACCGCACGCAGACUGA
Symbiodinium necroappetens is the source of this 2262-nucleotide messenger RNA. The record is from the annotation of a GenBank genome assembly. NCBI's taxonomy places the organism in Eukaryota, Dinophyceae, Suessiales, Symbiodiniaceae.